This is a messenger RNA of Python bivittatus (Burmese python), 1847 nucleotides long. The record is from RefSeq and is a predicted model, not a curated record. NCBI's taxonomy places the organism in Eukaryota, Metazoa, Chordata, Lepidosauria, Squamata, Pythonidae.
AUGGAGACCCUGAGUGUUCAGGUGAACAUGUCCAUGGAGGAAGAGGUGAUGGAGGACCCGGAGCUGAAAAACGAGAAACAGAGCACUUCCCUGGUCAAGCUCUGGGCAGACCUGGAGGCAGUGAAAGCCCCCUCUGGGGGGGGCCCUCUCCGGCAGGUGAAACGUGAACCCAAAGAGGGGCUGCAGGAGUGCUGGGAAGCCCAGUGGCAGGAGUUCCUCAGGAGCCUGCAGGGCCCUUGUUCCAACAGGGGCCACACUGAGAAGGUGGAGCCAUGGGCCGACGUGAAGACCUUCCUGGCUUCCUUUGAGCAAGUUGCGUCUGCCUGCUGGUGGCCCCGGGACCAGUGGGUGACUCUUCUUGUGCCAGGACUCAGUGGAGAAAUUGAGGAGGCCUUCAACAGCCUCGGCAGCCAAGAGAGAGGAGACUAUGGGAAGGUAAAGGAGGCCAUCUUGCGAGGGGAGGCCCUGGCCAGGGAGAGGCAGCACCAGGACUUCCGGCAGUUUUGCUACCAGGAGACAGAGGGGCCCCGGGCCAUUUACGGGCAUCUCCAGGAACUUUGCUGGCGGUGGCUGAAGGCUGAGAGGUGCUCGAAGGAGGAGAUCCUGGAGCUGCUGAUCCUGGAGCAGUUCCUGACCGUCCUGCCCACGGAGAUGCAGAACUGGGUCAGGGCUCACAGCCCUGAGACUUGCACUGGGGCUGUGCUCCUGGCCGAGGAGUUCCUGUCGAAGCAGAGCUCGGUGAAACAGGAGGAAGAGGUGAGGGCUCUGAGUCCAGGUCCUUUGGGGGGGGUGGCAAUUGAGGACCCUUCCCAGGGAGGCCAAUUUCCACCACUAGGUUCAUGGGGAUGGCAGCUGUCCAAGGAGACCAAGCUGGACAUUGACAAAGACGUGGCUUCAUUUGGUGACAGUCAUGGGCAGAUGAACCAAGACAACCAUCUUCAUCAGACCACUUCUGAGGCACCAGAAGAUGAGAUACUAAAAAGAGACAUCACAGCCCAGCCUUGCAAGGAGGAAAUGAGGCCUGGGAACCAGGAGGGUCCAGAGACAAAAUGGAAAUCCCAAAGAAGAAGCUUGGAUGAAACUGUUUCUGUUGGGAAAAGUGAUUCCAAUCCAGAAGAAGCCAAGACUGGCCAUAAAAUCUACCAGUGCCAUUGUGGCAAAAGUUUCCGAUGGAACUCCAAUUUUCGGGUACAUGAAAGAAUUCACACUGGAGAGAAGCCAUAUAAGUGUAUGGAAUGUGGUAUCGGUUUUCGUAAAUCUGUCCAACUAAAGGCCCACAAAGCAAUUCACACAGGCGAGGCCCCUUUUCGGUGUUCUAUGUGUCAGAAAACCUUUACCAGCAGCUCCAACCUCAUUGCCCACAAGAGGAUUCAUACAGGAGAGAAACCGUACAGAUGCACAUACUGUGGGAAAAGCUUCCGGCAAAAGGGGACACUCACGACACAUGAAAAAAUUCAUAUGGGUGAGAAGCCUUUCAAAUGCUUGACGUGUGGGAAGAAUUUCCGCCAGAAGGGAACUCUUACCACCCAUGAAAAAAUCCACUUGGGGGAGAAACCCUACAAAUGUUCCAACUGUGGGAAGAAUUUCCGCACCUCGACGGACCUGAGGGUUCACGAGAGGAUCCACACCGGGGUGAAACCAUAUCAGUGUUCUGUGUGCCUGAAGAGUUUCACUGAUGGGUCAAACCUCAUCACCCAUGAGCGAAUUCACACUGGAGUGAAACCAUAUCGGUGUGCACAUUGUGGGAAGAGCUUUUGUCAGAAGUCUGGCCUGAUGACACAUGAACAAGUUCAUACAGGAGUACAUCCAUCCAGGCACUCAGCAGAUCAGAAGCAUUUAGGGGAGAG